UAGGUCGUUGAGAGUAAAGCUGCACCUUACAGAUCUUAGCGAAUCAAGUUGUUUUCAGUCGUAUUUACGCGUUUUAACAGAAAUGUAUAGACAAGAAAGGUGACCACAAUACUGACAGUUAUCUGUUAGCUUCUAAAAUUGAAAUGUCGGGUAUGAACUGUAUUGAUCCAACUUCAGGGAUGACUGAUAUACAUCAUAGUGAUUUGACAAACAAACCUCAUUAUGAAAAAGAAAUAAUUAAAACGGAAAGCAUUUGUCCGGAAACAAAUACGGAUGUGAUAUCAAUGUGUACAAGCAGUACCUCACCCUAUUGUUAUGACGAAUUCAGCAGAAGUCAUGUCAGUCCACCUUACAGUGAUACAAGUAGCCAGCCAAGUCCCCACACCACAGUGCUUACACCACCAAGCCUUAAGGAAUACAGUAGCCUUCCCUCCCCAAACUAUGAGAAACAGGUCAACUUUGACAACGGAGAGGAACAGUCAAGUCCAGACUCGGUCAGUCAACCAUUAACAUCAAAAGCCUCCACACCAAUGUUGCCUCCAUGUCGUGUGUGCGGGGAGAAAGCAUCAGGAUUUCAUUAUGGCGUCAAUACAUGUGAAGCUUGUAAGGGAUUUUUCCGUAGAAGUCUUAAGAGGAAAAUAGAUUACAGAUGUCAGGGACCGGUGGGAAAGGAAUGUGUCAUAGAGCCAGGAAGACGGAACAGCUGUCCAAAGUGCCGUUACAAGAAGUGCCUUGCAGUAGGAAUGUCAAAAGAAGCAAUCAAAACAGGCAGAUAUACACAUGAGAAGCGAACCAACGAUAUCCGUGAGAUUAAACAACUUCAGAAGCAGGAACUAGGCAGAGAGAUUCCACCUGGCCCCUCACCAAGGCUUUCUCCUCUUCCUUUCAAUGUUAAUUCGUCAAAAGAUAUAUCAGGUGAAACGUCACCUGCGAGAGUUAAAGAGGAAAUGUUCUGUGAUGAAGAAAUAGAAAGUCUGCUGACAAGGAUGGACAAAGCACAGGAGGAAAUGUAUGGUCCUAUGUGGAAAGUUUGGCUCGAUGAGGACAAUGAUAUCAUAAAAAAGACGCAGAAAUAUCAUGAUGAGUUCAUGGCAAAAAAGGAGUUGUUUGGAGAUUUGUCUGGUAUAUCAAAAGAGGAACAUCGUACUUUCUACGACACUACAGGUAUUGACUUGGACAAUCGACUGGAAAUGAUGAGCAACAUUGCUACCACCAUGGAAAAUGGAAUCACAAAGUAUAUCGGAUUUGCUAAAAACAUUCCUGGAUUCUCAGAGUUGUCAUUGGAUGAUCAGGCGGCACUUGUGAAAAGUUCAAGGUUUGAGUUCUGGUUCUGGGGAUUUUAUAGGUUCAUCAAUGCAGACUUAGGAAUUACAACAAACUUAAAAGGAAACUGUUAUCACAUACGGGAACUUUUCAAAUUGUGGGACGAAACGUUCAUCACAACGUUGUUCAGUUUUGUGCGUUCUGUUCAGAAACUGAAUUUGUCAGUGUUGGAAAUUUCCCUCAUUAGGAGUAUUAUUCUGACUUACACAGAUCGUUGCAAUUUGGCCGAACCAGACAAAGUGGAGACAAUCCAGUGGAAAAUGAUAAUGUGCCUCAAGUACCAGGUGGAAAAAACCCAUUGCCCACAGGAACAUUUCCUCUCGAAGAUCUUUGACCGUCUUGCAGCUAUACGAUGUCUUACAGAAAUUAACACUCGAGUCUCUCAAAGCCUUAAGUUGGAGUGGCCUGUAAUCAAGAACCACCCUCUCUUGUUGGAACUGAUGUCUAUUUGAAACAAGUUGGUCCAGCUUGUAUUGAUUUGAAAUAUGAUGUUUGAGCUGCAAGUGUAUUAUAUGAACACGAAAAUGAUGUCAAAUUGAAAUGUAUUGUUCUGAAAUAUCAGCUGUUUGAGCUCACACUCAAUUGAUAUAUUGAGGAAUUUUUUUUCCAUGCAUGGUUGUCAAGUAUACAUCAUCUGGAUAACUAUCAAUCAGGAUGUUUGAAUGUCGUUAUAUUUUGGUUUGGUUUAUGCCGUAGGCAUGUACUUUUGCUGUAGAAAGCAAUAAGCUGAAAGUUAUAAACAUUGGAAGUAUUUCUUCGAGCUCCAAAUUUCCAUUCCUUUGAUUUGAAUAAAAAAAAUCAUCUUUAAAAAGUUCAGUUGAUACUUUUCAUAUCGUCAUGAAAUGGUCAAAUGGCCACCAAGUAUUUACCUGUUAUAUACAAAUCCUGUUUAAACUUUACAACAACUCACCUACAAGGUGGACACUAAUCAAUAGUCAAUGUAUUGUUGUAAUAUUAAUAUAAUUUUAAAUACAGUCAUAUAGGUGCUAAGGCAAAAAAGCCAAGUAUGAAUUUACCUUUAGAUAAAGCUUGGCUUCAUUUUAUAUAAGACACAUAAUGAAUAUAAAGAGACAAAUAGACAUACUCUAAACAUAUAUAUGUUUAACGGUUAACUUUCAUUUACUGCUUUUUUUCUGAAUUUUUCGUGCUUAAACAUAAAACUGUGCUGUCACAUUGUCUUUAUGGUUUUUUUUUGUUUUUAGCAAAUCUUGUGAUCGUUGUACUUAUUUGCCAAAAAGUAAUGAUAUGUUAAAAUUCAGUUGAGCCAAAUUAAGUAUAUUUAGGGUAUGUAAGUGUAGACCAAUUUCAUAUAUAUCUCAUUAAGGGCAACUCCUCUUUAUGAAACCAGGGAUAUGUGAAAUGAUACUUUUUCAACCUUGACAAGAGAUAAGUUCAUAGAUAGAUGAACUCAUCAGGAAUUAUUUAGUCAGUUAUAAUACAUAAUAAGUAAAACUAAUGAUAAAUCUGACUACCAGAACUAUCAUUUAACUGUAUUUGAAGUUGACCAAUAUAUAAAAUACCAAUAACAUCAUAAUGCAUCAUAUUUGAUUUAAUUUUAACUGAUAGAUCACUUGUAUCUGAAUUAUUCCCUUUUGUAUCUGAAAACCUGCAGUACUUUUCAACUUAUAGGUCCUUUUCUGUGUUUUUGUACUUAAGAUAGUAUACUGGGUUGAUGAACAGAGUUUUAGAUGCUGUGGAAACUGUUGAACCUACACCCUAAAUGAGAGUUAUGGUUUUUGUGCUAUUGGGUUAAGAUAGUGUUGAUGGGACAGUCUGAUUAUAGAGGCUAUACAGUGUUAGAAUGGCAUAUUGCUAUAAGGUGGAUCUGCACCUCGAUAGUCAUAAUUUAUUGUAAACUGAAAGCAGAACAUAAAAAGAUAUACCAGAGACUAGCAUUGCUAAUUGGGUGUAAUAGCUUCAGAUGUUUGAUGUGUUUAUGUGAUAUCAGUACGAGGAAUGGAUAAGUAUAUCACAUUCAAUUACAUACAAAUUAUCUGUGUCAAUAUGCAAAGUAUAUGAACAGUGCAUCAUUUUGUGAAAAUAUGUAACAUUUCAUUUAAACAUUUGCUGAAUUUUUUAAAUGCAUUUAUCAUCAUGAAAGUUCUCAAAUUUUCUGAUAGAACUUUUAUGUUGACAUUCCAAUGUGAUUACUGGCUCAGAAAAAUAUAAUUUCUUUUGUAAGAUGUAAGUUCUCCAAACAGGGAUGUAUGAUCUAGUGUUAGGAAGCUGUAUAUUCUUGUAAAGCUACAGCAACGAAAUUCAAGUUAACUAGCCAUGUUAUUGUUUUCACUUUGAUUCUUCUUAUUACAUCUUAUCAUUAUUCUCAUGAUUGUUUUUAGAUGUUUUCAGAAAAAACUACUUAGGCAACACUAACGAAACUGUACAUUGGUAAUGGCUGGCCGCUUGAGAUCAUCAAAUCAUUUAUUUUUAUGAUGAUAUCAAAGAUGGCUGACAUUUUCUGGCUUAAGUUUUCAAAAAAAAAAAAAUUCAAGAUGUAUAUUUGGGUUUCAAAGACCUGCCUUGUUUCUGUUGGAGUACUUAAUUGUGCACUGUGUUUGACGGCCUGGGUACUGUAUAGUUUGGGGAACUUCUCUGUUACUCUCAAAAUGGUAAAAAAAAUAUGAUGAUCUAGUCUCCAAUAUAUUGGAAUCAUUUUUUGAGUUAUUCUGUGUUUUUGAUCCAUGUAUGCAUUGUUGAUAACGUAAAACCUUGUGUAACAGAUAUGGACCUGUAAACAGAUUCAGUUCAUAUUCACACCAGAGUGUCAUACCAGCAAGGUCUAUAUCUGAUUUUUUCUGAUCUAAGGAUUGAGAUCAAAUCUUUGUGGACCCCUACUCUUUGUCUCCAUGUUUACUUGCUACACAAACUAGUAUCAUCUUUAGGGAAAAUUCUAGAUAAUGGUAAAUUAAAGUUACAAAAAAAUGGAACACAAAUGUAGUUAAAAUCAUCUUAAACUCAGUAUAAGUAUUUAUAGUCUCACUCCACUGCAACAAUUAAACAGCUCAACCAUGGUUAUUAUGGUUGUUGUAUGCCUAAAUGCUUCCCAAGAGCAGAUGUUUGCUACAGAAUGUUUUCCAGGCCUGGUGACUUUGAAGUAGGAAAACCAGUAUUAGAUAUGAAAUGGAACACUUGUCUAUUCUCAACCAUGAGGAGAGUCUAUGUGAAAGGCUGGUAAGAAAUAACCAGUGGUUUCAAAAAUUAAUUGAAUGAAAUUGGGAAACAUUCUUUUUUUCCAUAUCACAGCUGUAGUCAGACUGGUAUGUUUUGAGUGUUGAUUUUUCCUUAACAUUCCUAUUUGUUCAGUGUCAGAAAUUUGAAUUUUCCACUAACCACUGUUGAACUUUUUACUUUUGAGCAACUUGGGCCUGGUGUUAAAAAUGUUCAUAUGGCACAUACAUGAACAAUGGACAUCAUAAGGAUAGUGUGACAGCUUGAAUUGCAUCUCAUGUGUACACUCUUUUUGUAAAAAAUGAAUAUCAGAGUUGAAAUAAGUGUUUAAUUAUCAUUUUAACUUGAAGGUACAACAAGUGAGCUAGUUAAAAAUCUUCAGCAUAAGAUUAAUACUGUUACAUAGCAUUUUAAUCCUACAGUCUCUGUGAAACGGUAAUCAUCUAUUAAUUUAAACAAAAUAUGAAUUAUCAACAGGGUUCACAGCAUCAUUUCUAGCCUACAUAUUUAUUAUAGUAUUUUGUGUAUACCAUGUGGCAAGAGUGCUUUAUGAGAAGUGCAGUUCUGUGCAAAAAUGUGAGCGCAUCAGUUAACUGAAGGUAUACAGAGUCAGCUUUAGAAGUGCUAUCACAAAAGAAUUAUGGCAAUUUCAUUAUAGAAUUACGUACAUCAAAAUGGAAUACUCACUGAGGGAAAUGCUUCAUACAUACAACAAACAUUCAGAUCAGUCAACACUGACAAGUGUUUUGAGUGUUUUAUCAAAACAGCAUAAAUCUUCCUGCCAUUUCAUUACUUUUUGAGUUGGUUGUUGUGAUAUGAAUACUGUAUCAUAAUCAUGUGAAUAGAUGAGAGGGGGAUGUGAAAUAAGGGAAAUAUGUAAGAAUUGCUUGUACAGAAAGCCCAUGUAUUUAAUGUCAGGCGCAAGUUUUAGGAAAAGUGCUUAUUUCAAGGAAGUUCUGUUGAAGUAUGUCAAUAGAAUAUAUCAUCAGACUUAAGGCAAAAUUCCAGGAAUAUUUUCCUCCGAGCUAAUACUUUCCUAUGGAUAUUUUGAGUUAAUGUAUUUAAGAAAUAAACUCAAGACUAAUGCCUUUCAUUAUCAAUUAUGAUAGAAACCGAUGUCUGUUAUUGUAAUACAAUUUUGUUGUAUUUAAAUAAAUUUCACAUUCACAUAAAAAUUGAUAUAGACAUUAUGUCUCAGGAGUGUGAUACUACAGCUCAUAUCUAUGCUUUUUAUUACGCUUGAUCAACCUAUGACUGCAUCGUUUACAUGUCUGUUUUUAUAUAAAUAUUGAACUUAACAAAAAUUGCAUAUUUUGAUAUUAAUCAGAGAAUACACACUUUAACCAUCACUGAAGUUAUGCUACCUACUUAUUACUGUUCGAUAUUUCUUAACAAUAGUCAUGCUCAAUUUCAUUGUCUUUAUUUUUGUCAUUUCCAGGCCCAACCUUCGUUUCUUCCAUUCUGUUACAGUAUCAAUGAAUGUGACAUUUACAUCAUAUUAAGUAUACUUCCAAAGUGCCUAGUGCUAUCCAAAUGUCGUGUCUCUGCUCCUUGAUUGAAUAUGAUUUUGUUCUGUGUUAUGGUUCGCACAUUAGACGUAUGUCAAGCCUUGUCCAAGUCUGGGGGUAAGGAUCAAGGUGUUGCUACUGUAAUCAAAUAGUUCCAAAUGCUUGUUGUUUAUUCAAUAUCUCUCAUUGUAGAUAAAAUGCAUUGACUUUUUUCAGGAAAUGGGCAUAUAAGUUUUGUUAGUACCGAUUCCAGACUACAUUCUACUACUUGAGUUUACGACAUUACAUGUUAUUUUUUAUAUUUUUUUUUCAUUUUGAAACAAGCAUAAAUUCAUUUUUUGUCUGGUCUAUGCCAAAAAAGCAGCUAUCUUUUCCUGAAUAUAUUGGUAAAUAAAUCAGAGAUAUAUGUUCUGCUUGAAAAGAAUGAUAUGUUUAUUUGGCUAACAGCCUUCCUUUCUCUUAACAUACUUAAUUUGGAGCAAUCAAAUUUAGUUGCAUUAUCAACUAAAUAAUGAUACAAUAAGCGUAAUGUCUUAAAUUUCCACAUCCAUUAUAAAAGCCAUAUAAAAAAACUGAAAAAUUGCAAUCAGCGCAGAGCUUUUAAAGUAAAAAAUGCUGAAGUACGUUUACACCUAAAAUGUGUACGUUACAGUGUUAACAAUUGUAUCUAAACAAUUUUUAUUGUACUAACAAUAAAAAAAAUAUAUGUAUUUGUU
Messenger RNA from Ylistrum balloti, 6715 nucleotides. Its product is annotated as peroxisome proliferator-activated receptor alpha-like. Gene Ontology annotation, molecular function: RNA polymerase II cis-regulatory region sequence-specific DNA binding; zinc ion binding; nuclear receptor activity. The record is from RefSeq and is a predicted model, not a curated record. The transcript is spliced from 7 exons. Bases 144 to 1775 code for a protein of 543 amino acids. Gene Ontology annotation, biological process: cell differentiation; negative regulation of transcription by RNA polymerase II; hormone-mediated signaling pathway. Lineage: Eukaryota; Metazoa; Mollusca; Bivalvia; Pectinida; Pectinidae.